Jaculus jaculus (lesser Egyptian jerboa) is the source of this 6872-nucleotide messenger RNA. It is a transcript of the gene Ntsr1, whose product is annotated as neurotensin receptor 1. Gene Ontology annotation, biological process: neuropeptide signaling pathway. Lineage: Eukaryota; Metazoa; Chordata; Mammalia; Rodentia; Dipodidae. Gene Ontology annotation, cellular component: plasma membrane. The transcript is spliced from 4 exons. The record is from RefSeq and is a predicted model, not a curated record. Gene Ontology annotation, molecular function: G protein-coupled neurotensin receptor activity. Bases 371 to 1630 code for a protein of 419 amino acids.
UGCUCCGUUCAGAUCAGGGCCGGCCCGGGCGCCGCUCAGAGGGACCGUGCUGACGCCCAGGCACCCACAGAACCCCGCCACGGGGCUCGGCGGUCAGAAGCAGCCCCAAUCUCGGGGCAGGAUCCGGAGGGAGCCCGAGAAACCGCGGAGUCUGCAGCCCGAGCCCUGAGCCGGGUAUCCGGAGGAGAGCGCAGCCUCGAGCCGCAGCGCGAGCCCCAGAGCCCCUGGGCGGCUGGUCCGGAUUCCGCGCUUCCCUUCAGGGCGGCACGCCCCCUGGCCACGGCGACUCCUCCAGGGCACCUCCUUGUCGUCCCUGGCUGGGACUUCAGCUCUCGAGGGAUAGGACAAAACCGCAGACCCGGUGCCCACCAUGCGCCUCAACAGCUCCGCGCCGCCGGGCACCUCUGGCGCGCCCGGCGCCGAGCCCUUCCCGCGGCCCCAGUCGGGACUGGAAGCGGCGCUCCUGGCCCCGGGCUUGGGCAACGGCUCCGGCAACGGGUCGGAGCCCGUCUUGGCGGAGCCCAGCAGCGACCUAGACGUGAAUACUGACAUCUAUUCCAAGAUACUGGUGACGGCCGUGUACCUGGCGCUCUUCGUGGUGGGCACUGUGGGCAACUCCGUGACAGCGUUCACACUGGCACGCAAGAAGUCGCUGCAGAGCCUGCAGAGCACGGUGCACUACCACCUGGGCAGCCUGGCGCUGUCCGACCUGCUCAUCCUGCUGCUGGCCAUGCCUGUGGAACUGUACAACUUCAUCUGGGUGCAUCACCCCUGGGCCUUUGGGAACGCCGGCUGUCGUGGCUAUUACUUCCUGAGGGAUGCCUGCACCUAUGCCACGGCCCUCAAUGUGGCCAGCCUGAGUGUGGAGCGCUACCUGGCUAUCUGCCAUCCCUUCAAGGCCAAGACUCUCAUGUCCCGCAGCCGCACCAAGAAGUUCAUCAGUGCCAUCUGGCUGGCCUCGGGGCUGCUGGCUGUGCCCAUGCUGUUCACGAUGGGCCAGCAGAAUCGCAGUGCUGAUGGCCAGCACCCUGGAGGCCUGGUGUGCACGCCCAUUGUAGACACGGCCACCGUCAAGGUCGUCAUCCAGGUCAACACCUUCAUGUCCUUCGUGUUUCCCAUGGUGGUCAUCUCAGUCCUGAACACUGUCAUUGCCAACAAGCUGACCGUCAUGGUGCGCCAGGCUGCUGAGCAGGGCCGGGUAGGCACGGUGGGCGCCCAGCACAGCACGUUCAGCAUGUCCAUUGAUCCCGGCCGGAUCCAGGCCCUGCGCCACGGUGUCCGCGUCUUACGUGCCGUGGUCAUCGCCUUUGUGGUCUGCUGGCUGCCCUACCAUGUCCGGCGCCUCAUGUUCUGCUACAUCUCAGAUGAGCAGUGGACCCCGUUCCUGUAUGACUCCUACCACUACUUCUACAUGCUGACCAAUGCGCUCUUCUACGUCAGCUCUGCCGUCAACCCUGUCCUCUACAACCUGGUCUCUGCCAACUUCCGCCAGGUCUUCCUGUCCACGUUGGCCUGCCUCUGCCCUGGGUGGCGGCGCCGGAGGAAGAGGCCUGCGUUCUCGAGGAAGCCCAACAGUGUGUCUAGCAACCAUGCCUUCUCCAGCGGUGCCACAAGGGAGACGCUGUACUAGGCCCAAGGAGGCCUCAACCUGUGCUCAGGGCAGCAUCCUGUCCGGGCCUCCAGGGGUCCAGCCAGUGGCAAAACUGGACCAUGCUGGUGAGGCCUGGGGCCAGCCUGGCACCCAGGCCUGUGUCUUUAAGCUUCUCUUUCCCCCUCCUCUCCCCCUCCUUCCCUGCCCCUGUCUACCUCCACCCUUUAAAAGUCACAUCAGAGGCUGUUCCUCUCCCAGACCCAAAAAGGGCCUUUAACAAGGAGAAAUUAGUGCUCAGCAAGGGCGCCUUCCUUUGUUCCCAGACUAAUGGAUGUUUAGAAAGAAGGAAAUGAAAGGACUGAGUUGGGGCCAGGCCCUCAGGCAGCUGGGCUGUUGUUAUCCUGACAGCAGCAUCUGCCCCCCACCAGGGGGGUCAGACAGUGACAGAGGACAGGGCCUGGACCUGGGGCACGGGCUCCAUCCAUACAGCCACCUUUUGCCUCUGUUCUAAGCCCAGGUCCAGUGGGUCCCCUGGCUCUGGGGCUCAUAUCUAGACACUGCCAUGCAGGCCAGCAAGCUGCCUCUCCCAGGGUGAUCCAGCAAAGCCCCUAAUGCUCUCCUUCAGGCCUGGGGCCCAUGACUGAAUGUGCGGAGAUCCAGCCCCCUGUCCCCACCCUUGGCAGCCAUGCCCCCCAAAAAAAGGAUAAAAAGGGAGUGGCCUGGCAAUGACCCAAACCUGGACCUUCCUCCUCCCCCGAGCCCAGCCCAGGUGGCUAUGCAGGGCUACCAUGUAGCAGGCAAUAGGACCUGUCCUCUUGAGGGAUGGAAGUUCAGAGGCCCUGGUUCUUCCUGCCCCAGUGGCAUUGGUGGGGACAUCUGUGCUAAGGUGCAGCAGCAGACAGCACUGGCUCCAGAGUGGAACCCUUGAGAAGGGGUACGUGGACCAGGAGUGGUCGGGGCAGGCCCCCAACAAGGUGCCGGGCACCGCAGAUAAGGACGCAAGCAUCAAGGCACCCAGCUGGCCAGCAGUCCUGGCUGAGCUAUGAGUCCAUUUGUCACCAGCUGCCAGGCAGUGGUUCUGGCCUGGGCCCCAGGCGCCCAGAAAGGACAGGCAGGCGCCUUUGGUCUCUGGGAACUGUCUCUAAAAGAGAACAGGACCAACCAGGAUGCUAUAAGACUGCCUGAAUCCCAGAGACAGGCCCCAGGAUGCACCUGGAUGAGUGAAAUAGGAGCAGCAGGAAGGCCAAAGAGCAAGUCUGUCUUUUUCAAAGGACAUUUUACUGCCUUGGGCCCCGUUAUCUGGGAAUGAGAUGGGUGGACAGGCAGCUGGCCUAUGACAACAAUGUUACCUUGGGACACAGCAGGCCUAGUUCCAACCCAGGAUUGUCCACUUCACCUUCUAGGGAUAUAUUUGGCCACCAGACCUGGACACUGUUAAUGAACUGCUGGGCUGCUGGAAUUCCACAAACUCCCGCUAUCACUAAGCGACCCCUGAGGUCACCAAGAUCAGGACCUGGCUGGCUGCAGGGAGGUGUGGCCAGCCCAGAAGGAGCCUCUCCACACCCGAGCCCUAUCUACCCCUGUGUGGCCACCCCACCCAGUGGAGGAGAGGUCCCAGGCCCAGGGAUUUCUGCAGAAGGACUUGGACUGGAUCAGGCAACCUGACCCCAGAUUCCACCCCUAAGCCCCCAGACCUUGUGCAGGCUACCAUUCUCUAAGCCCCAGUUUCCCCAUCUCAGCUGGAUGACACUGUCCUGGAAGAACCAGCCUUUGUGGACAGAGGGACAUUCCCAAGAUGGGACAGAACUGACACCUAAUCAUCCAGUCUCCAGAAAUGCUGUGGCUGGUUUUAAGGGGAGGUCCAAGCUGUCACAGAAAGUCUUCGGUGUCGUCCUUACCUUCCUAUCAGUGUGUUCAAUGUAAGUAGGACAUACAUCCACCAGACACAUCAUGACCCUGACUGGGUGUCUUCAGGCAUAUGUCCUUGGAAUAUUCAGCCAUGAGUCCAUAAUCAUAUAGCCCUAGUGGUGAAAUGUAAUCCCAGUAUGUGCCUCAAACAUCCCUUAAAAUGCCCCCACCCUGCCACACUACAGUCAAAGAAAAAUACCCUACCACCACCAUCUCAAUAAAGCGUACUGUGGAUCGCCAAUUUUGGACUCUUCAGUUACGGGCCUGCAUGCAUCCAUGUGCGCACCCAGGAAUCCACUCAGAAGAGCUGAUGCAGCAGAUGCCAGCUCCUGACUCUCGCCACACCCUGAGUGUUGCUCACAUCCCCUGGCCACCUUCCUACUAGGUCAGGAGCCCUUCGCUCUCCCUACCCACCUGCUGCUCAGCCUCAUGCUUGCUCCUAGUGGGAAUGUCUACCCAGGCAAUUGAACCAUGGCUGUUUUGAAACUCUGGUUAAACUUUUAUUUAAAAAAUUCUCAGAUUUUAGACAAUAUACUUCUACUUAAAGUAAGAAGUCUGCAUAAAGAGGAAGGAGCAAUGUCCCUCAGCUUACACUCAAAUGCUUACCAACUGACCCCAGUCUGAGCAGCUGGCCUUGGAUGACAGACCCGCCAAUGAAACAGUGCAUUGAUAGACACUUUCCUGUCUUGUCAGCAAAUAGUAAAGGAGACCUGGUUUAGGGCCAGCGAGCCUCAGAAGCCGCCACCUCGCCUCAGAAGCCGCCACCCUCCUGCUUAAAUCGCCAACUCCACUGCCCCGAUUCUGACUCUGCAGCCUGAGCAGCACUGACCUCCUGGCCUCUCUGGGUCUUCUGUUCACAUUACCACCCCCAGUUCUCUGCCACAGAGACCCAGCCCAAUAGCCACCCACUCCUCUCCACCUUCCCAGCUGCCUGCACCAUCUCUGCCUCUCCGGGGAAGGAGAAAGGUUGCUUUCUCCCCUUGGUGGCCACGUUGAAGGGGACUGUGAUACGAAGGGUGCCAGAGGGACAAGUGGGGAUAGGAAUCAUGUUGCCUAGAUUUUCAUUUUCAUGGUGUGGGUAGACACACACACACACACACACACACACACACACACACACACACUAUGCAGGCAUAUGUACACACACAGAUACACGCAUGUAUACCAGCUACACAUACUAGCUGAAAAUGAGCUGAAGAGCCAGGGCCACCCUCUGGAGCUACCCUGACCAAAUGGAUGGAACACACAUCCACAAGAGAUGCCUCCUGAAUUGGGGUACCUUUUCUGCCCUCACCUCCACCUCCCUUUCCCAUAGAAGACACUCACCCAGUCCAGGCUGAUGGCACAGGCACAGCUCUGUCCACCACUGAGUGCCAUCUUUAGCUAGGCAUGAAUAAAGGUUUUCCAACAGAGGCCUCAGGGAUUUCUCUGGCCUUCCUCCAUGGUGCUCAGCAGUCAGAGCCACCUGAGACUGCCAAGUAGGUUCUCCCAGCCCUGCCUGGACCUGUGAAGCCAGAUUUCCUGGGACCCUGGGUCUGCAUCCCAUUAACUGCUCUAGUGGAGUGGGGUGCUCCCCAAAGUAUAAGGACAAUCCAGUGCCCUCUCUAGCUUCCAUUCUCUAGCCAACGCAGCCUGGCUCCCUCAGGCUAACUUGCCCUUGAUGGCUGGCCCGGAGAUGAAGGUGUGAGGUUCCCACACUCUGCAGGGGAGUCCCUCUACUCCCAUUCACACACAGAAGUGAGGACUUGGCUGAUACAUGGAUCCAAGAGAUGUGUUACUAAAAACAUUAAAGGAAUGCAAUACUGACAACAGAAUCCCAGGCCAGUCCCAGGAGUGGGAUGUAGGGACAACCAGCAGGCAAUCCUGACCCUGGACACACAUCCCCAAUACCCACCCUGAGUAAAUCCAGAGCCCUGGCCAAGCCCCUCCCCACUGGUCUUCUGAGUUUGGUCCUUUUUCCAGGACCUGGACUGAGGAUCCACCAUCUCCAUCCCCAUUGCUAGGCAACAAGGCAAGGCUUGGGAGCAAAUUCUAUGUUCUAAACACAUUUGAAGGAAGAAAGAAAGCCAGGCUUCCUGUGUCUGCAAAGCUCCUCUCUCUACUCUUCUCCCUUCCCCCACCACUCCCUGCAAUUAUGAUCUGAAUUCCAGUUUUUAUCAGAACACCAUGGAAACCAUGUCCAGGCUGUCUGUGAAAGAACGAUGCAGCACAGAGAGAGUAGGCCAAGGGAAAGCAGGAGGCCCACGUCAGAGGAGCGUGCAAAAGGCGAGCAGAGGCAAAGAGGGCAGAGGAGGCUGCCCCAAACAAAAGACAUUAUCAGCACCUGCUCCAAGGGGCAGGAGGCUCUCCCCAACACACACGCGCACACACACACACACAAUGCAGGCACAUGUACACACAUAGAUACAUAUACCAGCCACACAUACUGGUGUGUGAAACACAGUUAUACCCAGGCAUGCCACGUGCAGAUGAGAGUGCAUAUACACUUGUGCAUGCAUACUGCAUUCCUUGGGUCUGCGAGACUUGCUGGUUCUGACCCUGCUAAGCUACUCACUAAUGAGAUUAGCAGAACCACUGAGGAGCCUGGGAAUCCCCAGCCAGGCCCAGAAGUACCUCCAGGUCCAGAACAAGAAGUUCUCCAGGUCCUGGAGGGAAGCGCCCUUAGUUCAGCUCUGACCCCUCCUCUCCCGACUGUCCCAGCUCAAGACCCACAGCUGCUGGGGGCCAGGCUGCAGCUGGGCAGGAUUCGCAGGACAAGAGGCCCCAGCUCCCAACUCACAAGGGCAAGCACAGCCUGACUGCGCCCACCUGCACAUAGGAGCUGGAUGAAGACCCCACUUCCUACUUCCCCGAGAGCAGCCAUUAAGAGUCCCGGAGCUCCCACUCCCUGUGCCUGGCCAGGUGUAGAUAAGGUCUGGGGUUCUGGAACCAACACAUUAUGGUAAUUGAGGGAAACCUGGAGCUAAGAAGAGGGACUGCCACCUCCCCCAAGUCCCUACCUCAGCCAGCCCAUCACCCAGCACCCCUCCAAUGCAGGGUAGUUUCCUCUCUUUUCCCAUAAAUACCCUCUCUCUGGCCCUCUCUCACUCUUUGAGUCCCUCUUGCUCCUUCCCUGGAUCAUGUUCCCCAUUUUCUCUCUCCCUCAUCUCCCCCUCCUCCUCCCUCAUCUGUUACAGUAACAUGUGAACUCAAGAGCAGUUUGUGCCUCUAUUGCAACCAAGAAUCUAACAAAUCACUUGGUCUAGGCCAAGGCUCAGCUGUCCAGCAGGACACUAGCCUCCACUCCUGUAUGGGCUCUCCUCCCUGUUCUUCCCUUUCCCACUCCUUUCUUCCUGGGGCCACCUCUCUAAUAAAUAAGUGACUUAUACUUAAA